AUGUCACACGCACGAAUUGAAGAGGUUGAGGAUAGCGACAAUGAAUAUGGCGCUAGUGAUCCAUCUGAAGGCGAUAUCUCAGAUGUGGCCUCGGAUUUCGAAGACCGCGAUAUUAUCAUGAAGAGGACACCAGCACAAUCAUCCACCAAACGCGCACCAGCCCCUAAUGUUCAAGCUUCUCGAAUGAAUCUCGCAGAUAUUCCAUUUUCCGGCUCUCAAAUUACUACCGGGGCAGAUGGCACACAAUUUCGCUCAACGGAAGAUAGCUCUAAAUACAGAGAUUUUCAAUGCAUUUAUCCGAUAUAUUUCGAUGCUACCAGAAGUCGAGCAGAAGGCAGAAGAGUAGGCAUGGAGCUAGCGGUCAAGAAUCCCGUCGCCCGAGAAAUUGUAGCUGCAUGCUCUAGACUUCGAAUCGAAACCUUAUUUGAGCCAGUCAAGACUCAUCCAAAGGAUUGGGCAAAUCCGGGUCGGGUUAAGGUUAAUAUCAAAGGAGGGGCCAACCCAGCUAUCAAGAACAAGCACCAUCUUUACACGUUAAUAGCGAAACACCUGAAGGACAAUCCUACCACGGAGAAAACGGCCAUGCAACCCCAACUGGCUGGCAUACCACCCCCUGAUCCUAGCAAACCAUUACCAAGACCUGCAAUACCGAAAGGAUGGAAGAUGGGAGAAAUAUUACCAUACUAUAGCGCGGCGUUAUCUGGUGGUGGUGUUAGUGAGAAUUUCUUUAAAGAUAUGAUGGCUGAAAUGGGAGGACAAAUGCCAGGAAUGGCCGGAAUGAUGGAUGGCCCAUCCAGUAGCCCAACCUCGGAUCCAAAGAAGAAGGAUAAGAAGAAGAAGAUCAAGGGCUGA
Sclerotinia sclerotiorum 1980 UF-70 is the source of this 852-nucleotide messenger RNA. RefSeq lists its product as hypothetical. The transcript is spliced from 2 exons. Gene Ontology annotation, cellular component: signal recognition particle, endoplasmic reticulum targeting. The record is from RefSeq and is a predicted model, not a curated record. Gene Ontology annotation, biological process: SRP-dependent cotranslational protein targeting to membrane; SRP-dependent cotranslational protein targeting to membrane, signal sequence recognition. The coding region runs from base 1 to 852 and encodes 283 amino acids. Gene Ontology annotation, molecular function: 7S RNA binding. NCBI's taxonomy places the organism in Eukaryota, Fungi, Ascomycota, Leotiomycetes, Helotiales, Sclerotiniaceae.